Gossypium arboreum is the source of this 1098-nucleotide messenger RNA. RefSeq names its product ethylene-response factor C3-like. The coding region runs from base 134 to 928 and encodes 264 amino acids. The transcript has a single exon. Gene Ontology annotation, biological process: regulation of DNA-templated transcription; ethylene-activated signaling pathway. Lineage: Eukaryota; Viridiplantae; Streptophyta; Magnoliopsida; Malvales; Malvaceae. The record is from RefSeq and is a predicted model, not a curated record. Gene Ontology annotation, molecular function: DNA binding; DNA-binding transcription factor activity.
UGAAUUGAGUAGGAUAAAGGUUGAAACUAACGCGUAUUUAUAGCUUUAUAUACAUAUAUAUAUUCCCAAUUCUCAAAACCUUGUACCAUAUAUAUUUGGUCAAACUCUGAGAUUAAAAUCUGUGGAUAGCAAUAUGGCUGUAGAAAGCAGUCACCAUGCAGCAGCUGAUGAGUCAAUACUAGAGAAUGUAUGGGCCAACUUCAUUGGUGGGGAAGAAGGUGAUAAAGCAAGGAAACCAUCGUUCGGCUCCUGGGAAGAACUGCCUAGCCUGGAUGGUAGAGACGGGUCUAUGGAGAUUUUACAAAGGCUACCAAGUCUUGGGAGAUGGAUAUCAAUGGGAGCUGACGCCUGGGAGGAUCUUCUCCAUGGAAUUAUUCCUCCAGGGAAUAUACCUCAAUCCUGUAAUAAUGUUACAGCCAAUGAUAUUAUAAGCACGCGAGGGCAUAAAGCGAAUUCCAUGAGAUUAGAGAAACUGGCAACAAGACACUACCGGGGAGUCAGGAGGAGGCCUUGGGGCAAGUAUGCAGCAGAGAUAAGGGACUCGUCAAGGAAAGGAGCUCGAUUAUGGCUUGGGACGUUCGACACAGCCGAGGAAGCAGCUAUGGCUUACGACAAGGCUGCCUUGAGAAUUAGAUGCCCCAGAGCAAAUCUUAACUUCCCGCUUCACACAGUUGCUAAGGCUAUGGGGAUCGACGAUACGAAAACUAACUUCAACCGUUGUUUGUCUGCAACUAAUGGUCAAGGCACCAAGGAUUUCACAGAUCACCGGAAAAGAGAGUGUAGAGCUUGGGAGCAAAACAGUGAGGUUGUGAUGGUUGAACAGCCUCAACUAAAGAGAAUGGCUAGCAUUGAAGAGUGUGGAUAUGAUGUAUUUUGGUUUCAGGAUUUGGGGAGUGAUUAUUUGGAGAGUUUGUUGUCUUCAUUUUGACAGAGAAUCUAAAGGGAUACAAGAUCUGAAAGAUUAUUGCUGUACAUUGAGACUGGUUGAUUCAUAGGCACAGUACUAGUUUAAUUGUAUGCAGUCGGUUGUUUGUUGGCAGGAUUACAUGUAUAAGUCUAAGUUUUUAUCAAUAGAAAUAUUUAUUAAACUUUAUAAAA